AUGAAAAAGGUGCAAUUUUCAUUGCGUCGGAUUGAUUAUGUUCGAAGUCGGUCUCAUCACGGUGAAUAUGAUAGCGGAAGAGAGAGUCCAGUGCCAAGAGCGGGCAGUGCGAUUGUUCGUCGCCGACGACAUCGGUCGGCAAAAACCUGGUCAAAGAAUGUCAAAACCAUCCAUCCAAAAUCAUCACGAGCAUCAAUCGAGCAAUUAAUGAAAUUAAUACUGGAACAAGGUGAAACUAUUCAACAGCAAUUAUCUAAAUUGAGAGAUCGAGAGAACGAAAUUGCCUCAUUCGAAAAUGAGCAUCGUACGCACCGUCGUCAUGUUGAAAAUAGAAUGGGCAAAAAUUAUUUGCUCGAAACAUAUUUGAAUGGUUUAUUGGAGGUGUACGCAGAUAGUGGAGAAAAUACAGAAGAUGGUGGUGAGCAGAGUGCAAAUAAUAACAAUGCCAACGGCAUCGAUGAAAUUGAUAAAGUAAUAACGACACCUGGAAAUAGCGAUAGCGGUGUUAAUACAGAAGAUAUAGCAACAUCACCUGAAGUAUGUCUUUCAUCUCAAUUAACGAAUGGAAGCAGCACAAGCAGUGCCGAUAACAACAAUGAUGGUAAAAGAACUUGCAUCACAGCCAAACUAAUGGAUACGAAAUCAUUGAAGGACAUUUGUAAGCGUCUAACAACGAAGAAAGGUAAAAAAGAGAAAAAUCAAUCAACAAGUCGCGAGGAAAAACUAAUAGACGAGCACAAGAGUCGUAAGGAAUUUUGCGAAAAAAUGGAAAAGAUAAAUAAAGAUAACGCCAAUGAAAAUGCACGUAAACCGCUAAAUGAACAUUUAGCUGGACAAAUUGAACUACUCGAAAAAGUUAUUGCAAUCAAUAAGCACAUUCAACGCGAAGAAGAGCUAUUAGUGCGUUUAAAUGCAAAAAUCCGUAAAUAUGAAUUUGACGAUCCAAAUCUUACGGAAACUGAAAUGCGGAGAGCACUCGAACAAAUUAACACAAAUAUUGAGACAAGUAAUUCAGAGCUUGUGAAAACGGAACAAGAAUUGAAUGCAUCCGAUCAAAUGUUAAUGACCAAGUCAAAAAUUGUUAAGGAGUUAAGCUGUGAGCUGGAAGCGCUUGAGAUUGAUAUUCAUACAAAUCAGAAUCUAAUUCAAGUUCCGAGCCAUCAUAUACAAAUUCAUAGCACCAACACUGAAGAAUCGCAUGACAUCCAACAGAAUCAAAUAGAACAAUUUCAACAUCAUCAUAAAAAUCCACACCAAAUACAACAACAAUCACAUGUACCAUCUACACAUCAGACAAAUGAAACAAAUCAAAUGCCGAUAGCAAUAUUAUCAAGUAACUCAAAUAACUCCAUGAAAACUGGAACAUUACCAAAACUUAUUUCAUCUGUUUUUAAAAAAAAUACACCAAUCAACUCCGGCACCAUACCAAAAACUCAUCACCGUAACAUGUGCAACCAAAUACCGUCACCAAAUAUUGAACGAACAACAAAUACCACGUCUAUUCCAUCGAAUAAUACUGCUAUAUACAUUGCCAAUCAAUCGUUUCAUCUGCCCGAUCACGUAAUACUCAGCCAGGCUCCGUUAUUCUUUCAAAAGGAUACAUUUAAUGGCAAUUUUAUGCAAUCAACUGACCAAAGAAAUAUAAACAAUAACAAAAACAAAAGCCCAACUACCAUCACCAAUAACACCAACUACUCGAACCACACCAUUAGUAAUUUAACUGAUAACAAUAGCAUUAAUCUCAACAACAUGAAUAUAAAUCCAUCGAUGCCAAGCUGUGAAAAAGUCGGGACAAAGAAAUUGAUAAAUGGUUUUUACAAAGAUCCAGAUACUGGUAAUCCUGGACUCAGUUUGCUCGGCGAAGAUGGUUUAUUGCAAAAUAUCGGUACGUUGGUAUGAGCAAGCUCAUCUAAUUUCACGUAUUUUAUUUAUUACAGAAACAUUUCUAAUUAAUAAUAAGUAGCACAUAUUUACAAUAAUAAAAGCAAUUUUACUCGCUUUUUUAUAGAUCACCAAUUUCUCCUUGAAUAAAAGAAUUUUUAUAUCCUUAUUAUAAUCAAAUGAUGAAAUAAUAAUAUUAAAAACCUAAAUCGCUAUUUAAU
Messenger RNA from Contarinia nasturtii (swede midge), 2102 nucleotides. RefSeq names its product probable WRKY transcription factor protein 1. The transcript is spliced from 3 exons. The record is from RefSeq and is a predicted model, not a curated record. Bases 1 to 1899 code for a protein of 632 amino acids. Lineage: Eukaryota; Metazoa; Arthropoda; Insecta; Diptera; Cecidomyiidae.